Diaporthe amygdali is the source of this 939-nucleotide messenger RNA. RefSeq lists its product as uncharacterized. Bases 1 to 939 code for a protein of 312 amino acids. NCBI's taxonomy places the organism in Eukaryota, Fungi, Ascomycota, Sordariomycetes, Diaporthales, Diaporthaceae. The record is from RefSeq and is a predicted model, not a curated record. The transcript is spliced from 4 exons.
AUGUCUUCAAUGGACACUUCCACGAUACAGCCACCGCUCGACUACUCAGACAGUGGUCUUGGCAUACUUAUCACUAUUAAUAUUCUCGCACUGAUUACUACCAUCGUCGUGACCCUGCGAUUUUGGGCCAGGAGUCUGACCCGUCAGGCUAUCGGAGCCGACGACUAUCUAUCCGUCCGAGUGGGCUGCAAGAUCCUCGGUUCAAUGUGUGUCAUGUGGUGCAUUGCGGUAAUGAUCAUCAAUCUCACCCAAUGCCAGCCCCUGAAAGCCUUUUGGUUCGUGGAGCUUCAGGCGCUGUCGACAACAAAAUGUCUCGACACCAUCCUCUGCUUCCUGGGAAACUCGAUAGUCAACUGUAUCAUCGACUUCUUUACCCUCACCCUACCCAUUCACGAGGUGGUAAAGCUACAGACCACAACGCGGCGGAAAAUCAAUAUUUGCAUUGUUUUCCUGCUGGGCAGCGUCGCUUUCGCGGCAAGCCUUGUCCGCACAGUCUCCACGGCUCUUAUUUGGCAAGAGGGCAUAACUAACUUCACAAAGCAAUUCGUCGUCUCGGGGACUGCAACAGUAGUGGAGAUUUACGUGGCUAUCAUCGGCGCAAGUCUGCCAACACUGGUGCCUGUCUACCGCAAGCUACGAUAUGGAGACCCUCUCAAAAGCCACACGGAUGCUAUUUCGCGGGACACACCUCUCAGGGGUGGAAGUAGCGCUCGCAAAAAGGAGUUCGGUAAUGUGGAUGGCUCGUUCGAGAGGCUUGAUAACAGUGAAGAUGCCCUGACCCUGGGCACGCACCUUAACAACCACCGCGUCAAAGUGAGUAGCCCUCGGGGUGACAACGGUCCCACCUACAUGAGCUCUGAGACCUACCCGAUGGAGGGCAUCAUGGUGAGGCAUGACUUGGUUUGGUCCGAGCAGAGUAAAAGCCACUCUAUCGUCUGA